GCCAGAGCGAUCCCCUGCAGGGCGUGCAUUACUCGCUGACGAAUUUCUCGGGUAUGCAGGCCAAGCUCCCAUCAUUCCCGCGCUUGCGGCCGGACUCUCGAUCGUGUCGUGUCCGCCGCCGCACCUGGCCAAAAAGACGGGUCUGUGGACGGCGCACCGGAGGCGGUGGCGACCUGAACGCCACUCGACCAUGCCCCCCGGGAGGGCGAAGGGGAAGGGCGAGAACGGGGGAGAUAUGUACGUGGAGAUGUCUGACGCUGGGAACGUCGUGGUCGACCGGCUUGCGCACGCAGGGGAAAUUUCCAGGCAGUAUGGAAAGGGGAAGCGAGGCUCUGACUGCUUAAAUUUCCGGUACCGAUGCCGUGUCUCGGCAGGGUAUGCUACUGGGCGCCUAUCAGUAAUCUCGUGCGAGUAAUUUGCAUAAGAGAAGGUGAAGGAACGGAAUGUCCGGCCGCCCAACACACAUCCACUAUACACGCGCUGUGUGUGACGGUGUUCCUGAAUACCACUCCUUCGCUCUCUCUCGACCUCGAUCUUCCGACCGACCGACUAUCUUUAAACUACGCUUUCUUUUUCCUUCCUUUUUUCUUCUCCGCAACUUCCUUCUUUUGCUUCCCUUACAUCUCCUCCCGAUCGGGAUGCUGUGAAGAAGGGUCCAAGGAAACAACACCGUCCAUCGUCACCAGUGUUGUCGUCGUUGCACUUGUGCCAGUCACUUGCUUCGAGAACUCACCACACUCAUUUGCCCAGCUGAACACGAGGCCCCUCCCCCGCACCCCUCCUGUCACGAGCGGGACUGUCUUUCCAGCUCGCCCGCAUUCUUUGCCUGAUUCGUCGACGAUCCUUCGGCCUCAAGUCCGUGGUAGACCUCAGCCCUCAGCCCUCAUUCACUCUCGGCGUUACAGCCCACCACUCGUCGCGAGCUUGAAUUCCGCCUGUCCUUCCCAAUUUAACGCUUCCUCCCCUUGGGAGAUAUUGAAAUACCUCAGUUGAUAAUUAUUUACUUAUAACUGGCUCCGCCUCCCCUCCUCCACAACCCUCCUCUGAUACCCACCACCCAUCAGUUCACUAACACAGCUUCCUCGAUUCGAUCGAUAUUUGGGUCUCUUAACUCUUCACUGCCGCGUCAUAUUCAUCAUGGCGCCAAAGCAUCGUUUUGGCUUUGCGGUAUGGUUGUUCCAUUCUUGUCCUGACGGGCUAUAUUUGGUGGUGGAUACUGACGUUUC
Tricharina praecox is the source of this 1226-nucleotide messenger RNA. RefSeq lists its product as uncharacterized. The transcript has a single exon. The coding region runs from base 358 to 993 and encodes 211 amino acids. NCBI's taxonomy places the organism in Eukaryota, Fungi, Ascomycota, Pezizomycetes, Pezizales, Pyronemataceae. The record is from RefSeq and is a predicted model, not a curated record.